AUGAACAGUGAAAAAAUACUGAUUACUAACUGCAAUAUAUUAGAUGCAGUGGGUGACAAAUUAAUGGAAAUAUUAAAAAAUUUGGAAGAUAUUUUGUUUCAUUUAGAACCAUUAAGUAAUUAUGAUGAAAAAAAUGAUUCCAUAUUUACCAAUUUAAAUGAUAAAGAAAAUAAUAUAAUUAUUUUAUCAAAUAUAAUAUAUGAUAAUAUGAACAAAGUUAAGAUUACUUUACACGAUUUUAUUAAAAACAUACCCCCGUCUUACACAUAUUACACCUCCUUCUAUUAUAACGAUUUUAUUAUAUUAAAAGAAAUAAUAAGAAAACAACAAAAAAGGGAACAUGAAGAUGUUAAUAAAAUGGAAAAUAAUAAUGAGAGUGAAAAUGAAAAGACAGAACUCGAUAAAAAAGAAAUAACAGAUAUGACCUCUUUACAAAUAAGGGAUGAAGAAAAUAGAGGUAAUUUAAAUUACGUGCAAGUAAAAAAUAUAUAUAAUAAUUCUUCAACAACUGAUAACAAGAUGCUGGACAGGAAUAUUAAUUCAUCUGAACAGAAUAGUUCCGUAAAAACAAAUGAUUUUUUUUAUUUUUCCUUCUUAAUCGAUUUAGAGUAUUCCAAUUUAAUAUAUAUGAAAAAAUGUGAAGAGGAAAUUGAUAAAUAUUUAAUUAAUACUAACUAG
Messenger RNA from Plasmodium malariae, 678 nucleotides. RefSeq names its product conserved Plasmodium protein, unknown function. The record is from RefSeq and is a predicted model, not a curated record. Bases 1 to 678 code for a protein of 225 amino acids. Lineage: Eukaryota; Apicomplexa; Aconoidasida; Haemosporida; Plasmodiidae. The transcript has a single exon.